AUGGCGGUAUGGGUCAUCAUGACCAAGUUCGUGAAAAGGUGGGAGCAUCUUAAUGGUGCUGGGCUUGAUUUCAUAAUGGGCGGCGUAAUGCAAGUUGGUGAAGCAUAUGCUGUGGGAGGGAAGUGCUCCCUUACUUGUACGGCAUUUAAUAUGGCCAUUGUUAUUGCUAGAUCGGCUUUCAAACUGAUUAAGUGCCUUGAAGGUGAUCUAUGGGCUAUUUAUAAAGGCAUUAUAGUGCUUUUACAAAGAGGAUGGAACAAAAUCAUUAUUGAGACCGACACUAUGCAAGUUGUGAAGUUGUUGGAGAAGGAGACAGAGGCAAACUCUCCAUACAAAGGCAUCAUAGAAGAUGCCAAGAUCAUUAUGCGAGGAUGUAAGUGUACUGUACAACAUGUGUUCAAGAAGGGUAAUCUUUGUGCUAAUGCACUCGCAAAGUUUGGAGCUGAGCAACCAGAGGAUAUUCUGGUGGUGAAUAAGCCACUAGUUGAGAUUAGGAGGUUACUCAUUGUAGACAUUGUUAGCAGAUCAAGGGAAACGGCUUAG
Molecule: messenger RNA, 543 nt
Organism: Camellia sinensis
Lineage: Eukaryota; Viridiplantae; Streptophyta; Magnoliopsida; Ericales; Theaceae
Source: RefSeq, a predicted model, not a curated record